GAGAGAGAGAGAGCGUGUGGGGGUGGGGAGGAGGGACUGGAGCCAACAAAGACAUUUAGAAGACUUUCAGAUAAUAUCUCUGGAUCCUCCCAGACCGUCAAUCUAAUUAAGCCAGGUCACCAUUUUUUACAGCAAUAUCCUCAGUUCUGGCCUGCCGCCAUUGGACGAAAGGUUCCGUACGGCGCGUUCUGGGUGACUUUGAUAGGUGAACGGCGGCAUAUGAGGGUUGCGGAAAGGACGUUAAAGAUUGAACGGAAACCAAGACCAGGGCCAAAGAUGGAUGAGUUGUUCCAGUUAGUGGAGAAUAAAAACCAAAAUCAAACUAUAUUUGGUCUUCUUGAGAAACUGAAAGCAACUGAAUCAAAUAAUGCAAUGAGGACUCAGAUAGUACGCAUGUUUCAACUGCAAUCCUGGCCAGACAAAGAAAAGCCUAGUACAGAGAGCCUGGAGUCCAUCUUGUAUCUGAACAGACUGGUGGAACUAUGGCAGCAGAACAUGGCCUUAUACAGAAUAGACAGGCCUGCUGUUUGUGUUGUAUCCAAGGAUGGUGCUGAGCGCUGUGGAGUGUUCUGUACUCUGAACCAAGCUUUAGAUGAACUCGGAGAAGAAGGGACAGUGGACAUAUUUUCAGCUGUAAGGCGAGUCCGGAAUAAUCGUCCUGAGUUGAUCAAGGACACGGCGGAGUAUAGGCUAUGUUAUAAGUUGGUGCAGCAUGAAACCAGAUAUCAACCAAGUUUUGACGGCAACCAUAAUACCUCCCCUCUCAGUCCACAGACAGCACCUGCGCUGUCACAGGAUGAGGACUUCGAGCAUCCGGUUUGAAAACUUCCCAAAAAUAGACAGGCCCAUUUACCCCUAGCCAGCGAGGAGUGUGAUGUUUGAUGGAAUGCCAAUUUAACCAGAAAAUAUGCCAUUUUGGAGCAGUGUAACAUUUAUUUCUUCAUGUUCAGGUAAAGAUACUCAAAAAUACACAAUGGCGGAUUCUGGAGAGGGUGCAGUAGGCCCUGUGGUCAUGACUUUUUGGCACUGGCUGCUUAAAAGUCUGGAUGAUUUUUGCAGGUGCAGGCAGUGGCCCCUCAUAAUACGUAUUAUCACAAAGCAUAUAUAACACAUCUGAUUGAUCACCCCUGCCUCUCUGGAAUUAACCAUUGUUGAAAUCCCUGAAGUGAUCAAAAUGCACAGAAAAUGACUCAGAAGGACAAGUAAAUUUUUAUCAUUUUAAACAUUUUAGACUCUAGUAAGUGACACUUUUCUUAAAAAUUAAAAAAAAAAUUAUUUACAGUAAUGUGCUUAGUUUAAUUUUGAUAAAUGUACUUUCUUAUUGAUUAUGUAUGGCUAGGGUUUGGUACAUUUAUAACUUAGUCUUAACAUUUGUCCUUUUACUUCAUUUUAUUUGUUCAUACAAAACGGUGACAACAAGGUUUGAGGAAGUUAAUGAGUUUUCAAAACAUUUUAACUGGAAUUAUAUAUGUCAUACAAGCCAUGCUCUUGUUUUAUUGAUAUAACUAUCAUUAAUUAAUAGGUGUAACUGCCAGAGAACAAUUUUUCUGUUCCACACAACAUAUAUUAAAUCAGUAGAAAAAAAUUGAUUCACAUAUUGGGGGUACAUGACUGCCAUUGAAAAGAAGUUUUUGUAGUGAUU
This is a messenger RNA of Lingula anatina, 1642 nucleotides long. RefSeq names its product receptor-type tyrosine-protein phosphatase mu-like. Gene Ontology annotation, molecular function: protein tyrosine phosphatase activity. The record is from RefSeq and is a predicted model, not a curated record. Lineage: Eukaryota; Metazoa; Brachiopoda; Lingulata; Lingulida; Lingulidae. Gene Ontology annotation, biological process: protein dephosphorylation.